This is a messenger RNA of Lycium ferocissimum, 546 nucleotides long. RefSeq lists its product as uncharacterized. NCBI's taxonomy places the organism in Eukaryota, Viridiplantae, Streptophyta, Magnoliopsida, Solanales, Solanaceae. The transcript has a single exon. Gene Ontology annotation, molecular function: nucleic acid binding. Gene Ontology annotation, biological process: DNA integration. Bases 1 to 546 code for a protein of 181 amino acids. The record is from RefSeq and is a predicted model, not a curated record.
AUGGAUGUUAUUGGAUCCAUUAAACCCGCAGCUUCAAAUGGCCACCGAUUCAUUUUAGUUGCCAUUGACUACUUCACCAAAUGGGUGAAAGCAACGUCCCACAAGUUAAUAACAAAGAAAGUGGUAGCUAACUUCGUGCGAAACAUCAUAUGCCAGUUCGGUAUACCCGAAUCCAUCAUAAUAGAUAAUGGAGAAAAUCUAAAUAGCCAUAUGAUGAAGGAUAUCUAUGAGCAAUUCAAGAUCACUCACCGAAACUCGACAGCCUACCGGCCACAAAUGAACGAAGCCGUAGAAGCAACCAACAAGAAUAUCAAGAGGAUAUUGAGGAAAAUGACUGACAACUAUAAAGGUUGGCAUGAGAAGUUGUCUCAUGCCUUAUUGGGAUACCGUACUACUGCUAGAACUUUAACAGGAGCAACUCUUAAUUUGUUAGUCUACGGUACUAAAGCAGUCAUACCUGCCGAAGUUGAGAUACCUUCUUUGAGAAUUAUUCAAGAAGCAGAAUUGGACAAUGCUGAAUGGGUCCGAGCUCGAUAUGAGCAAUAG